GGUGAAUGGAUUCGUCUGCAAGGACCCCAAGGUUGUGAAAACCGACGACUUCUCUCUGUCUGGCCUCGACAUGCCCGGCGAUACAGGAAACAAGUUGGGGUUCAAUGUCACGCCAGCCAACGUUAACCAGAUUCCAGGACUGAAUACCCUCGGUAUCUCCAUGGUUCGCAUCGACUACGUCCCCAAAGGCCUCAACCCGCCCCACACUCACCCUCGUGCCACCGAGAUAUUCACCGUCAUAGAAGGACAGCUCUUCGUCGGCUUCGUCACCUCCAACGGUGAGGACGGCAACCGUCUCUUCACCAAGAUGCUGAAGAAGGGUGAUGUGUUUGUGCUCCCUCGAGGCCUCAUCCACUUCCAGUUCAACCCUGGGUACACCAACACCGUCGCCAUCGGUGCUCUCAGUAGCCAAAACCCUGGCACCAUCACCAUCGCCGACGCUGUGUUCGGGUCUAAGCCACCCAUCUCCGACGAUGUUCUCGCCAAGGCUUUCCAGGUGGACAAGAAGACCGUCGACUGGCUUCAAGCUCAGUUCUAAAUUGGGCACCAACAAUUGAAGAAGCAACAUCACUGCAGCUUCUUCAUAUCCAUGUUAACACUCCAAUAAGCAAACAAUUGCAGUCAGCUGUUUGCAUGUUGUUUUCCCUACAGUGAAACAAUAAUACUCUUUGAUCUUAUGCUACUAAAUGAAGUACGUCUGUCACUCACUG
Musa acuminata AAA Group (dessert banana) is the source of this 710-nucleotide messenger RNA. RefSeq names its product germin-like protein 12-1. The record is from RefSeq and is a predicted model, not a curated record. Lineage: Eukaryota; Viridiplantae; Streptophyta; Magnoliopsida; Zingiberales; Musaceae. The coding region runs from base 71 to 538 and encodes 155 amino acids. Gene Ontology annotation, cellular component: cell wall. Gene Ontology annotation, molecular function: manganese ion binding. The transcript has a single exon.